GUUAAAUCUCCAUUUAGGUGUAACUUACUUGACCAAUAAGCGCAAACUGCGAUCGUUCCGCCCUCCCCUGAAUGUUACACACCUCAGUAUUGUGUGAAGAGCAUCGACGACAGGCUUACUGAGAGCGAAGUAAGUAACACACAAAGAGCUGCUUCACAAACGUACAGUGGUCGUCGCAACAUUUUGCCAUUUUAUUAAUUUCUCUCGAAGAGUCCGAUUACGUAGCUUUGGGUUUGGCAACGGAGCAUUUUUAAAUCUACAUUUCUUACGCGCGUCCGAUCAGCACCAUCAGUUCUGAUUUUAGGCUUUGAGUAUUGUUUUGUUUGUUGGAUAUUAAGAAACCACAUACAGAAUGCUCAUUUGCUCCAUUGCUGGGCAGACAGACCCUGCCAGAUGUCGAAACGUAUCUACAAUAUUAGUCAGUUGAUGCGCGAACUAAAUGAGUGAGCGAUGCGCGUACAUGUGAUCUGAGCGUUCAUGUGUGGUCUGAUGAGGAAAAUUAUCAGCAACUUUAAGCUUCAGGUUCUGAAACUGAGCAGAUGAGUAAAGAGAGACUGCGUGGUUCAGAACACGAGCUGCUGGACAGCGCCUGUGGAGAGUUUUUCCUGCAUCUCUACUUUCAGCCACAUCAAGGCUAAAAUGUCUGCCCUUCGGAAGAAAUUUGGUGAUGACUAUCAAGUAGUGACCACCACAACAUCAAGCCACCAGAAAGAUAAGAGGAGAAAGCGCCAACGCUUUGUAGACAAGAACGGCCGCUGUAAUGUCCAACAUGGAAACCUAGGUGGAGAGACCAGCAGAUAUCUCUCAGACUUAUUCACAACUUUAGUAGACCUCAAGUGGCGCUGGAACCUCUUCAUUUUUAUCCUCACGUACACUGUGGCUUGGUUAUUCAUGGCUUCGAUGUGGUGGGUCAUCGCUUACAUCAGAGGGGACUUGAAUCGAGCACACGACGAGAAAUACACACCAUGUGUGGCCAACGUCUAUAACUUUCCUUCAGCUUUUCUCUUCUUUAUUGAGACAGAGGCCACCAUAGGAUAUGGGCACAGAUACAUCACUGAAAAAUGUCCAGAGGGGAUCAUUCUUUUCCUAUUUCAGUCUAUUCUGGGCUCCAUAGUGGAUGCCUUUCUAAUAGGCUGUAUGUUUAUUAAGAUGUCUCAGCCCAAGAAGAGAGCAGAGACAUUGAUGUUCAGUGAAAACGCAGCCAUCUCCAUGCGGGACGGCAAACUCACACUGAUGUUUAGGGUUGGAAAUCUACGCAACAGCCACAUGGUCUCGGCUCAGAUCCGCUGUAAAUUACUCAAGUCCAGACAGACGCCCGAGGGCGAGUUCCUCCCGCUGGAUCAACUAGAGCUGGACGUAGGCUUCAGCACCGGAGCUGACCAACUCUUUCUUGUCUCACCUCUCACGAUUUGUCAUGUCAUCGACACCAAGAGCCCUUUUUAUGAGCUCUCACAGCGGUCGAUGCAGACUGAGCAGUUCGAAAUAGUUGUGAUUUUGGAGGGUAUAGUCGAAACAACCGGCAUGACUUGUCAAGCACGGACGUCUUAUACAGAGGAUGAGGUGCUAUGGGGCCACCGUUUCUUCCCAGUCAUAUCUCUGGAAGAAGGCUUCUUUAAAGUGGAUUAUUCCCAGUUUCAUGCCACUUUUGAAGUUCCUACUCCUCCCUACAGUGCAAAGGAGCAGGAUGAGGUACUACUAAUGUCUUCUCCCCUCAUGGCUCCAUGUAUGUGCAACAGUCGGGAGAAGAACAGCUCCCUGGACUGCUUAGAGCUCAUUGAAGAUUCAGAGAGCACCAACAAAUUACCAUACAAAUUGCAGAAGAUGACAGGCAGAGAUGGGCUGCCCAGAAAGCUCCUAAGAAUGAGCUCUACCACAUCAGAGAUGACAUAUAGCCUUGGUGAAUUUCCCAUGAAGCUACAGCGCAUCAGUUCAGUGCCUGGAAUCUCGGAGGAGAAGCAGGUUUCUCAGACAACUAAGAUUGCCACAGAGGCCAUUAGCAAGUCGAUUGCGGACCUCCCACCAAAACUGCAGAGACUGGCUGGAGGGGGAGGAGGUCGUAUGGAUGGACACUUGCCUCCUAAACUCCGAAAGAUGAACUCAGAUCGUUUCACUUAAAAUAUUUCUUAAAAGAAUUAAUAUUUAUUUUCAGUGUAGUCUCAUGAAAAACGUGACUUUCAAAAUAUUUUUGUAAAACGAAAAUAUGUUAUUGCUCAUUUCUAUUUUCAAAUUGAAUGUUCUGUUGAGUUUUAUGUGAACAAAGUAUACCCCAUUCUACAAGAAACCUAAAUGACUGUGUCAGAAAAA
Molecule: messenger RNA, 2304 nt
Organism: Misgurnus anguillicaudatus (oriental weatherfish)
Lineage: Eukaryota; Metazoa; Chordata; Actinopteri; Cypriniformes; Cobitidae
Gene: kcnj3a
Product: potassium inwardly rectifying channel subfamily J member 3a
Biological process (GO): regulation of monoatomic ion transmembrane transport; potassium ion import across plasma membrane
Cellular component (GO): plasma membrane
Molecular function (GO): G-protein activated inward rectifier potassium channel activity
Source: RefSeq, a predicted model, not a curated record